Molecule: messenger RNA, 1812 nt
Organism: Trypanosoma theileri
Lineage: Eukaryota; Euglenozoa; Kinetoplastea; Trypanosomatida; Trypanosomatidae
Product: ATP-dependent DEAD/H RNA helicase
Exons: 1
Coding region: 1-1812 (603 amino acids)
Cellular component (GO): nucleolus
Molecular function (GO): ATP binding; nucleic acid binding; RNA helicase activity
Source: RefSeq, a predicted model, not a curated record
AUGACUAGCUCACCAUCAAAUGUGAUUUCCACAACGUGGUCGGAGUUGGCAUUGGACAGCAGAAUAUUGGAAGCCGUUAAACGCCUUCAUUGGGAAACACCAACACCAGUGCAGAGUGCGUGCAUCCCACUCGCAUUGAAGGGACGUGAUCUCGCCGUGCAGUCUCGCACAGGCAGCGGUAAAACAGCGGCGUUUCUCAUUCCAAUUUUACAACGUAUUAUUACAGAGAAUGAGCAAAUGUGCAAUCGUCGUGCAGGACGAAACCCUGCUGCCCUUAUUUUAUUACCAUCCGUGGAGUUAUGCGAGCAAACGGUGGAGGUGGCUAGUGCAUUAUCAAAGUACGUGAAACCAAGAAUUGUUGUGGAUAAUUUAACAUCUCGUGGGGCUAUCACUAAAGCACGUUUGGCAUCUGCUCCAAUUCUCAUUGCUACCGCAGCCUUACUGGGAAAACAGUGUCGUAAUGGUACAUUGACAGCAGAAGAGUUUAAAUCUCUCCGAUGUGUUGUGAUUGAUGAAGUUGAUUUAAUGAUGUCCAUUGCGGAAAGUUCAGUACGAGCUGUACAAUCAAUUUUGCCACCCUCUAUACAAACUAUUCUUUGUUCAGCAACACUUACAGACGCAGUGGCACAUAUAAAAGGACAACUACUUCACAAUCCUGUUACUAUCACACUGAAUACUGGGGAUGAUGAUGAUGAUGAUAAUGAUGAUAAUAAUAAUGGUAAAAAUGGGAGUAUUACAACACCAGGAGAAAAUCUCGUUGUGGAAGCGCGUAAGAUAGUACGUGGAGGAACAGCGGAUGAAAAAUUGCAGCAUUACUAUCUUGUGGCAACAGAUGAGUGUCAUCAUCAUACUCUCCUUUAUUCCUUGUACCGUCUUGGACACAUUAAAGGAAAAACAUUAAUUUUCUUGAGUACUGAAGAUGCCAUGUACAAAUUACACAGUUUCUUGGUACAAUUGGGUGUCGAUGCACUUGUUUAUGAUUCUAAUUUACCGCUUAAUGUUCGUAUGGAUGCUCUUCAUCGAUUUCAAAUUGGAUCUGCCAACACUCUUGUCUGUACAGAUGGCACACUGGAAAGCAUCGAUCGUCUACAGGAAACCUCUAUAGGUGAGGGAGAAGUGACAACAUCUACGCUAAACAAGAAGGGGAAAAACACGGUCAGCAGUGAUCACAUUGCAUUACAGCGUGGUAUUGACUUUUCAGAUGUACGUAAUGUUAUUCUCUUUGACGGCAUUACAGUUCCAUCCACAACGGCGUUUUCGCGUUACACUCACCGAGUUGGGCGUGCCGGACGUGCCGGUAAAAGUGGCAUGGCGAUUACACUCUUCUCUCUACAGCAGGCAAAGAAAGUGACGCGGCCGCUGCGUGAGUAUCUCGCCAAAACACAAGACCCCCUCCAGCCGUUUAAACAACUGCAGCGCAGAGAGUCGGCUAUGCUGCAGUACCGUGUUGAUAACAUUCUCGCCAGUAUCACUAGAUCCUCCACCCGACGCCAACGUAUUGCUGCCGUGGCCACAGAACUCACACGCAGUGCCUAUCUCAACAGCCAUAUGAGUCAAAAGGACGGCGACGCCCUCCACCGCAUUCUCUCACGAUCUAGAAAGGAAGUGAAGUGCGACUCGGCACUGCUGGAUGUGCCACACUAUAUGCACAUUGAGAAGGCAGACUCCGCCGAUCACUACAGGAAACGUGUCAGCGCGAAGGCACGAUCAGCCUCAGCAACCUCUCGGCGGUCAACUAAGAAGACACGUGAUCCACUCAGUAGUGUGGCUAGCGCAGUGAAAAUGAGUGCAACCAAGAAACGGCGCCUCUAA